AAGAGUGUAGCAGUGGUGUUGACCCUGCCGGUGUUGAAGCGCAUGUGGUGCGCAGGUGAGAUCGUAACAGCCUUCAAAAAUCGGGUUGUCACAGUUCCAUUGGUUUGUGAUGGAUAUGUUGCCCCAGAUCCAGAAUUGUUAGAGCAUUUGGAUGAAGUUUGGACGCUGCAGCAGAGACAGAUCCUGUCUUUCCACGGCAUCAGCAUGGAAGAUGUGCAGAAAGCUUAUGUUUGGCUGCGGGGCCUGGAGGUCUUGGAUGUGCAUCGCUUUGGGACAACGGAUGAGCUGGACAACACUGUGGUGGAGCUUCUUCGACGCGUGAAGGCGCCCAUGAAGUUCUUCCGGCCGAACAGUCCCACUGAAUCCUUGGUGAGGGUGAAAGCGCGAAUCCUCAUCACAGGAUCCGUACGUGAUGCAGAGGCGCUAGCUUCAUUGGAAGUCUUCCAAAUGUUAGCGCAAAAGCUCAUGCAGAGGGAAUGUACGGUGGUGCGAUCAGCCAGCCAACUGAUGGCAUAUCGGCCGUGGGCAUAUUACUUGGUGGUGCUUUUGUCCAAAGGCAUUCUCCACGACCCAGACUUUGCCAAGACCCUCCUGAGCGUUCAUCUCGAAGGAGAAUCAGCAGGAAAUCGGCCCUUGGAGCUGGUGACGGUCAAUGCUGACUCGCGCUUCGAGUUUCCAAAUGCCGAGUUUUUCAAAGACUUGGAAGAUUUCGCUCUUGGCCUUGACAACAGGGGUGAGGAGCCAUUGCCCAUUGAGUUGGGUCCAUUUCUGUCUUCGGCCUAUCGGGCAUUGCUGAAUGUCUUGGCACUUCCCUUCUCUCCCUGGGGCUGCGGCGGUAUGACCGCCCAUCAAAACACAUGCACACGGGCGCGAUUGGUUGAGUUGAGUGAGGCUCGGAGGGGCUCCUGGAACAGCAGGUGUCAGAGAUUUGUCGCCGCUUCCGGCGCUAUAAGAAUCCUGUUUACGCCACAGCCUUGGACGAUGAAGAGGAUUUGGAGGUGGAAGGGGAUGGCGUGGAUCCUUCACAGUUGCAGCAGGAGAGCGUUGGGAUAGACAUUUUCACGUCUAGCCAUGCAAAGAAACAAGCGUUCUCACGUGCCAAGUCGCUCACGUGGACAGAGACAGACUGGCAAUCUGGUGGACACUCGGGAAGGCCAUAUGAAUGACAACCUCAUCGGCAACUGGAGAAGAUUCUCAUCGCCAGGUAGUGCAGAUUCUUGCGAUGAUGGGCCGAACAUCAUGCUGGGGCACCCUGUUACGAGCCCAUCACCCUUGCAAGGUCCUUGGAGCCCCGAUUUCCCCCAGCCAGAUAAGCCACGAUCGAAUGCGGCGGCCGAUGGUGCAAUUGUUUGGAGUCCUGAUGUGCCAAGGACUUUGGGCUCUGGCAUGGGCUCUUGGAAUCCAGACGUUCCAGACACCUUGCUGCUACCCCAAGGCAUUCCGGAAGAACCAGAUCAGCAGUCGGAUCAGCCUCUUGUGCAAAUAUGAUAUAGAUAGAACACGGUUCAAGCCAAGAUUUCAACUUGGAGGAAAUGCAUUUUUGAUUUUUAAACAUGCAUGUUUCCGUGUGCAUGGGCCAAAGCCAAUAUCCUUCCGAACUGAU
This is a messenger RNA of Durusdinium trenchii, 1603 nucleotides long. The record is from the annotation of a GenBank genome assembly. NCBI's taxonomy places the organism in Eukaryota, Dinophyceae, Suessiales, Symbiodiniaceae.